This is a messenger RNA of Solanum pennellii, 2078 nucleotides long. RefSeq lists its product as uncharacterized. The transcript has 2 exons. Bases 248 to 1768 code for a protein of 506 amino acids. The record is from RefSeq and is a predicted model, not a curated record. Lineage: Eukaryota; Viridiplantae; Streptophyta; Magnoliopsida; Solanales; Solanaceae.
UUGGCUAAAUGAGAAAUUUUGUUAUACUUCUGUCUUUUAUUAUUUUGACUUAAAAUCAAAUUGAUAAAGAAUUUAUUUUUUAAUUUUAAUAUAUUAGAAAAACACAGUGGGCUACAACUUUUUUUUUCCAAAAAAGAAAAAUCAUCGGACUCAUAAAUUGGGUAGGCAUCUAAUCGAAGGCGGUGGUAGGCAAAUGAUGUAUAAAAGGUAACCUAAAGCAAGCGCAGGAAGUAGAAAGUGGUAAGGCAUGGACGAUGAGAGCUUCAGAGCACGCGUACACAAAGUAUUCGGCUGUCUAUCGCCGUCGGCAUCGGUGUGGUCUCUCAGCGACGAAGAUGUGGAGAAGAAAGAAUGGAAUCGAAGCGCACUGAAGCAAGGGAAAGACGAUGAUGACCAUAACCUUUGUUCUUCAUCGUAUGAUGAAUUAUUCAAAAAAAAAUGCAGGAACAUCCAAAAUGUAAUCAAUGAUGAUGAAAAUGGUGUUGAUGAUGUUUGGGAAAUCAGAUCCUCUAUUGGCUUAGAUUCCACGCUUGAUAAUGAGACUACCUCUCAAGAAAAAGAUACAAUGAAAGAAAUAUUGGCUAUGAUGACAAAUCUUUGCCAAAAAAUAGAGAAAAUGGAAACAGAUGUACAAGUAUUAAAAGAAAAAGUUAAUAGUCAGCAGCAUGACUCAAAAUAUGCGGAGCUAAGUCAGCAGCAUGACUUAAAAAAUGCGGAGCUAGAAGGUGACGAUGGGAAACACCUAAAAACCCAAAACAAAAAGAUAUAUACAUCUGCAGGAAGCUCAGCUACAGCAGGAAGUACAUCUACCACAGGACCAUCUACAAAAAAGGAGGAAACUAAGGUAAAAUAUACGAAUACAAACAUGAAUAAAUUAUUUUCAAAACCAUAUACCCCUCAAAAUACCCAAAAAGAAGUAUUUGUACCACCACAGAUAAAUACCUAUAAAGCCAGCUUAGAUUCACAGAAACAGACAUACAACCACAUAACUAGAAUGUAUAUAGAAAACAUAUACAAGAUACAAACUUUUCUAAACAGAAACCCCAGAGCUAAAGAUACAAAAAAUCUGAAUGAAGACUACAUAACCCAAUAUCUACAAGGCUAUAAUAAACUAAUUGCACAACCCGGAACAAAUCCAAAUUUAGUAGCAACCUGCUACAACUAUGAAUUAUUAAGUACUGUAUAUACAAUAACGGGAGAAAAAGUAUCCAAGAUAUCAGAAUUAUAUAAAGCAUUUUUGCAAUACAAGAGAGUCAGUAAAGGGACUCUAUUUUACAUAAAGUUCUAUUCAGCUACAGCGGAAAUACUAUAUGAUGAGAUCAAGCCUACAAUACAAGCUAUAAAGAUAGGAUUAACUAGGAAAAUGAUAAUCCCUGAAAAUAUAGAUACGCAAGAAGAAAUACAAAAGGUGGAUAUUCCAGAGUUUUACGCAAAUAAGAGAACUAUUGGAAUAGCUACUAUAUUAAAUGAGAUAGCAAACAACUAUUUGAACGAAAAUGCAAUAUGGAGUUACUAUAAUAGAGAUCAAACAAUCAUCUACUCCAACUGUAGGAAAAUCCGAGCAGCAGAUAUGGAAGACCUAAGGCAGUGGAUAUUAAGCCUACUAAAACCAGAGCAGACACCUAUAACAAGAGCAAUUAGGAAAAAUUUCAUUUCUCCUAAUUUGAUGACAAGAUAUUGUAAAUUAAUAGGACAAAAAUAUCCUGAUCAUAUAUGUUCAAAGUGUGAAGGAGAAGAUAAUUAUAUUCCAGAUGUACAGCUAGAGUAAAUAUGUAAAAGUAGUAUGUAAUAUGUGUAAAAAGUAGUGUCGGCCAUAAAUAAAGUAAAAGGCCAAUAUUAUUAAAGUAUUCUGUCGUUUUGUUUCGGCCAAACAUAAAGUGGCUAUAUGUAAAAAGUAGUGUCGGCCAUAAAUAAAGUAAAAGGCCAUUAUUAUUAAAGUAUUUUGUCGUUUAGUGUCGGCCAAAUAAUAUAAGGCCAAGUGUAAAGUAUGUCGGCCAUUUCCUAUUGGCCAAGUUUGUAAAAUUGUUGUAUAAAUAGAGGGUUUCUCCCUCAGUAAUAAACAAGUUAUUUCUAAACAA